AUGUCAUCGACAACAACCAAGGAUGAUGUCAACUGUACCCCUCUUACCUCCUUUGACAGAAUGUUUCCCCUUCUACACCCCGAGCUCCGCCAGUAUAUCUUCGACUUGACCCGUUUUCACUACCCGCCUCGAAUGAUCCACUACGACGCUCGUAAGAUAUGGGGAUCUUCACUUCCAGUCACACUUCUUCCUUGUCAAAGCAAAGGCCGUUUGCCUCGUCAGAAUAAGGAUACAACGGAUCAACAUAAAUACACUAUGACCCCUCGAGAUCCUGAUCUCAGACGUCUUCCUCCUUGUUUCCACGUCUGCCACGCAGCUCGACAGCAAUGUUACAGAACUUUUACUUGGUUAAGGAAUGGUGUUUGGUUCGAUUGUGGUCGGGAAACCCUGUUUAUGUAUGAUGCUUCACAUCCUGAGGCGAUUUUACCGGAGUUUGAGCUGUUACCUCCGCCACCUCCUGAGUGGGACGAUGGGAAGAAGAAUUGUAGAGAGCUGGAUAUUGGAAGGCUGAAGUAUAUUAUUAUGGAUGAAGCUACUCUGGAGAGAUUCAUAACUAAUCAAGGUGGGCCCGGUUGGCAGGAUUUGUUCGGGGUGUUAAUGAAGAGAUUGAUUGAAGUCCAAAUUAUACGUGCUCCGAAGUUGCAAGAACCAUCAUGGGGACCACCAAUGCUGGCUAUACCGAUGCCGAUUGAGAGAAAGGAUAUGUUUGUUACUGGUGCAGUUAUAAGGUCGACUGGAAAUCAACUUUGGGUCAAUAGGUUAACGGGGGCAUAUUGGUAA
Messenger RNA from Botrytis fragariae, 780 nucleotides. RefSeq lists its product as uncharacterized. NCBI's taxonomy places the organism in Eukaryota, Fungi, Ascomycota, Leotiomycetes, Helotiales, Sclerotiniaceae. The transcript has a single exon. The record is from RefSeq and is a predicted model, not a curated record. Bases 1 to 780 code for a protein of 259 amino acids.